UGGUGACAUCACUGUCCUUCGAACUGGCCUUUUAGCACAAGGGCCAGCCUCCAGCAUCUGCAGAUUCCAGACUCCCAGGCAGAGCGUCCUCCGUGAGCAUCUUCUUGGCUCGUUCCAUCAGUGACCAUGGCAAACAAGGGACCGUCCUAUGGGCUGAGCAGAGAUGUGCAGUCCAAGAUCGAGAAGAAAUAUGACGAUGAACUGGAAGAGCGCCUGGUGGAGUGGAUCGUGGCCCAGUGCGGGGCUGGCGUGGGACGCCCUGAACGUGGCAGGCUGGGGUUCCAGGUUUGGCUGAAGAAUGGCGUAGUGCUGAGCGAGCUGGUCAACAGCCUGUACCCAGAAGGCUCAAAGCCUGUGAAAAUCCCCAAACCACCUCCCACCAUGGUCUUCAAACAGAUGGAGCAGGUGGCCCAGUUCCUGAAGGCAGCUGAGGACUAUGGUGUGGUGAAAACAGACAUCUUCCAGACAGUCGACCUGUUCGAAGGCAAAGACAUAGCAGCUGUGCAGAGAACAGUCAUGGCCUUGGGCAGCCUGGCGGUCACCAAGAACGAUGGACAUUACCGCGGGGACCCCUCCUGGUUUAUGAAGAAAUCCCAGGAGUACAAACGGGAUUUCUCCGACAGCCAGCUGAAGGAAGGGAAGAAUGUGAUUGGCUUACAGAUGGGCAGCAACAAGGGGGCCUCGCAGGCUGGCAUGACAGGCUAUGGGCGGCCCCGGCAGAUCAUCAGUUAGACAGCCACGGAGAAGAGAAAACAAACCCCACCACAGGACCUGGGUCUUUAGCUCCCUCCUGACCAGAGCCCAACUGCAGCCAAUGUGAAUAGA
Molecule: messenger RNA, 825 nt
Organism: Chelonoidis abingdonii (Abingdon island giant tortoise)
Lineage: Eukaryota; Metazoa; Chordata; Testudines; Testudinidae
Gene: TAGLN
Product: transgelin
Molecular function (GO): protein binding
Source: RefSeq, a predicted model, not a curated record